Molecule: messenger RNA, 2112 nt
Organism: Penicillium paradoxum
Lineage: Eukaryota; Fungi; Ascomycota; Eurotiomycetes; Eurotiales; Aspergillaceae
Exons: 1
Coding region: 1-2112 (703 amino acids)
Source: RefSeq, a predicted model, not a curated record
AUGUCUGGUCAUAUUUCGUCAGAGCACUCUCGCUCGAAUUCACAAUCCUCUCAAUCCCCUCGAAACUCCCAGGAAGACUCGACGCCUCGCCACUCCUUCGGUCGCACAUCCGCUUCCAAUCCCAAUGUCUUUGCCGACGAAUACGCAUUAGAACCGAUUGACUCGGAUCGCAUCGAACGCCCCCACAGUCCUUCCUCCAUCGCAUCCUCCGCUACCCUUCGUGAAAACACUCAUUCCAAGACCAUCAGCACGGCCACAACCGAGAACGAGAACCCUUUUGGUGAUGACGCACGGGUGUCCUUCGAUGAACCUCAUCGGUCAAGUCUGCCUCCGAAGGGAUACGGCGGAUUUGCCGACAAUCGUAACUCAACCUCAUCCACUAAUUCGACCCCUUCCACGGUUCAGCGAAACCAAAGCGUCUCUUCUCGUUUCUCGAUUCCGCGCGCUCUCAGUCCUUACACCGGAGCCACCGGGCCCAGCCAUCCAUAUGCUAUGUAUCCACAAGUUGGUGUCAGCCGGACACCUAGCGUAGGUAGUACUUCGACGAUACGCCCCGUGGAACGCCCGAUCGAAGAUUCGACUGGUCCGCAGCACCCUUACGCGAUGUAUUCGCAGAAUGUGGUGGAGGAAGGAAUGGACGAUGAUAUUAUUCCGGUUGGAUUUCCAGGUCAUAACCCACCAUAUCAGCCGCCCGCUGGUCGCCAGGCUGAUGACGUGGGUGAUAUUAUUGGACCAGAUGGUCACACAGAGCCGCUACCGCCUUAUUCACGUUACCCAGCUGGUGUCGUCCCAAAGCCCCCCACGCCCGAGACGAUGGCCGAUCUUAACCCUCCACCGGAGGAACCUCGUCCUACCGUCCCACCGGAGGAACAACGUCUCAACACGGAGAGUCCAAGAGCGGUACCGGUAUCAGAAACAUCUUCAAGGCCUUUAGUGCCUGAAUACUCGGGCGAUGGAGACAAUCAUGAAAACGAGGAGCAAAGAGCAGUUCCAGCCACGGGCAUCAUGGCGUUUGAAGAGAAGCUCAAACGCAAAGGAAAAAAGACCGCAUGCUGUGGUCUACCAGUAUGGACACUCGUCCUCAUCGCAACGGUGAUGCUCAUUGGAGGAUGUAUUGGAGGUGUCAUUGGUGGUGUAUUGGGGACUAAGAAAGCUGCAGAAUCCGCCAAGGCAGACGACGAAGCUAAAAAGUCCCAUGGCCCACCAAUCGUAACCGUCACUGCAACUCCCCAGAUGGAUGCGUCCUUGAUUUCCACCCCCACAAACAUUAAGAGUAUUCCUACCGGUCACUACAUGGUUCCUUCGGGUUAUCAGAAUGGAUCGGGACUUUGCGUCGAGGAAUCGAAUUACGGAAAAGCUUGGAAAUGUAUGCAAACACCGGGCGAUUUCGAAGUUUACAUCGGGGAAACCAAAGGUCACCAUUCCAUCGUUUUCGAUUACGGUAGUCCAAGUCCAACGUUCACAUAUGGCGCCCAGGCACCAUAUUGGUCUGCGGAGCCCACGCAAGCACUACGCAUGGCCAUUGACACCACUGAUGUUGGCAUGGGUCCUGCUUUGUUCUUCCUGUCACCGUUCGACAAAUUGGUCAUUGUUCCCGAAGACACCUUCUCUAGCUCUCUUUCAAAGCGCUCAUGGGUGGAAGACGCGUGGGCGCAGGCAGAUACCUACAAAACUCUCAAACAGACUGCCGAAGUCGGUGACAAGCCGUGGUUCUGUUGGUGGAAUAACACAAUGAUGGAGUUCUUCAUGUAUGUCAAUCAGUCGACGUCGUAUUCUGCGAGCUCCACUGCUUCUCUUGACAGCCAUAUGGCAGCAAGCACGGCUGGCUUGAGUGAUAAUUCCAAACGCGACCCCGCCACCGUGGAGUACCCACGCAGGAUCAAAAUGGAAGAGCGCCGAGACGACCCAUCACGCGAACCGCCUUACUGCCAGCAAAUGCAAAUUCGCAGUAAUGGCGGCCUCGCGCUUCUUUCGGGCCAGAUUAUCAACAUCAAGGAGAAUGAACCCACGCCGACGACCACCUACACCAACUAUAAUGGCGGUACGGCUCAGACAUUCACUGCUCAGGCAUCCUACUCCAGCUCAUGUUACUGUGUGUCAUUGACUGACUAG